Messenger RNA from Copidosoma floridanum, 3206 nucleotides. Its product is annotated as protein KRI1 homolog. The record is from RefSeq and is a predicted model, not a curated record. Lineage: Eukaryota; Metazoa; Arthropoda; Insecta; Hymenoptera; Encyrtidae. Gene Ontology annotation, biological process: endonucleolytic cleavage in ITS1 to separate SSU-rRNA from 5.8S rRNA and LSU-rRNA from tricistronic rRNA transcript (SSU-rRNA, 5.8S rRNA, LSU-rRNA). Gene Ontology annotation, cellular component: nucleolus; 90S preribosome.
UUGUCAUUAAUUUGGUUUCAUUGUGCUUGUCAGUGAUUUACUCAUACAGCUUAUACAAACUUCAGAAAUUUGUACCUGGAAUAUUGUGAUCCACAGCAAGUGACAAAGUUAUUUCAAUUCCACCUUUUUUUUUUUUUUUUUUCUUCUAUUUACAAAUCAGUCUAAUAAUUUUGUGUGAAACAAUUUAAUACCGUUUACACAAAGUGUAUACACACAGCAGAAGACGUACGUCAAAAAAGUUAGGUCGUGUAUACCAAAAAUAUAUGUAUAUAUGUUGCGCACAUAUGCUGUGCGCAACUGAUGUGGAACCACUGGAACCAGCCAACCAGUGGAACUGUAGUAAUGUACACGUAGGUACAAGAAUUUUUUUUUUGAGGUUAUUUACACACACAUAGUCCCCUCAACGGCAGUGUGUUACCUAUAAUUAUUCCAGCACUUGAAAAGUUGAAAAUUAAAAAAAUUAAUAAAUGCUGAAACUAUUUCGUGAAAACUCCGAUGAGGAGGAUGACGGGGACGUCGAAAAGUUGAAUACUGAUACAAGUUACGCCAAGAAUUACGACAAUUGGCGGAAGAAAGAGGAAUUGAACAAGCUAAAAACCAAGUACGGCGAGGAUGUUGCUCUGGAUCUCAUGGGUGACGAUGACGAAGACGACGAUGAGUCAAGUUCGUCGAGCGAUGAUGAUGAGGGUGAAGAAAUACCAGAGGAGUUUGAGAAAAGUUUCUACAAAACGCUUGCCUGCUUGAAAAAGAAGGAUCCCAAGAUUUACAAUGAGAACGUCAAGUUUUUCGAUAACGUGACAAUAUCGAAAGAUGAGAGCAAGCCGAAAAAGAAGAAGGAAAAACCGAUGACCUUGCGUGAUUACGAACGUGAGAUAAUAGUGAAAAAGGGCGGAAGGUUGAGCGACAGCGAAGAGGAAGAUGGUGUUCACAAGAGGCCUCGGGACCCGACGUAUGUUCAAGAACAGCAAGCACUGAAAGACAGUUUUAAGAAUGCUCUGAAAGACGAAGAGGGGGAGGAAGAUGAUGAUUUUUUGAAGCCAAAAACGAAGUCGGAGACAGAACAACACAAGGAAGAAGAAGCUUACAAAGAAUGGCUCAAGGGUCAGUCUCGAGAGAUCAAUGAGGAAGAACAGAAGGAACUCAAGUCUCUCAGAGAUUUUUGGAGCGAUCCCAAUUUGGAUAAAGACGAGAAAUUUCUGAGGGAUUACAUUUUAGAGAAAAAAUUCUUGGAUAAUGACGAAAUAAACGCUGAUCUUGAGUACGCUAAGGUGAUUCAUGACUCAGAUGAAAAUUUGUCAGAGGAUGAGAGGAACAUUAAUAAGCAAGAGGAAUUUGAACACAAGUAUAACUUUAGGUUUGAAGAACCUGAUCCAGAUUUCAUCAAAAGAUAUCCUCGUACUUUGGAAGGUACACUAAGAAAGAAAGAAUCAAAGAGAGCAGAUAAACGAGCAGAAGUAAAGGCUAGGAAAGAAAAGGAAAAAAUCCAUAAAAAAGAAGAAUUAAAACAGUUGAAAGCCCUCAAAAGAAAAGAAAUAGAAGAGAAAUUAGAAAAACUAAGAGAAAUCACAGGAAAUGAUGACGUAAAACUUGAUCUAAAAGACCUAGAAGAUGACUUUGAUCCUUUGGAACAUGAUAAAAAAAUGAGUCAGUUAUUUAAUGAUAAUUACUAUGCCGAAGAUGUGGAUGAAAUGAAGCCAGAAUUUCCUGACAUUGACAAAGAACUAGGAGUAGAGAAAAAUUGGGAUUACUAUGAUCCAAACUCUAAAAACAUAGCAGAAUACGAUUCGUAUUACGAGGGAGGAUUGCACUGUGAGGAUCCAGAAUUCAAUAUGGAUGCGGAAUGUGAUGGCCAAAAAAGUGCACACGAUGAAGGGGAAGAGUCCGUUAAGAAGAAGAAACGAAGAAGGCGCAGUAAAUUUGCGGAGAUGAUUGCAAAAGAAAAACCGAAAUUUAAUCCUGAACAGUUUCCUAAGGCUCAAGCAUACUUUGAACAGUAUUACGCUCUUGAUUACGAAGACAUGAUCGAUGACUUACCAUGCAGAUUUAAGUACAAACAAGUUGUGCCAAAUGAUUAUGGACUGUCGAUAGAAGAGAUUUUACUGGCUGAUGACAAGGAAUUAAAUAGGUGGUGUUCUUUGAAACGAGCUUUGCAAUUGAAAGAUGAAGCUUCAGAAUAUAGUGACAUCAAGAGAUACAAACAGAAAGCGGCGAAUGAGGCUUUAAAGAGGAAAUACCUACCAAGUUUGUACAAAUCUGUUGAAAAGGAUGAAGCUAAUGUCAACCAAAAGGAAGAAGUCGAGGAAACUGAAGUGCAAAAAAGUAAGAAGAAAAAACGUAGGGGAAAAAGAAAGCUAGAUGAAAAUGGAGAGGCUAUUAGUGAGAAAAAUACAAGUGAAAAGGUGGAGACUGUGACUCAAGACACCAGUGAAGCAAAUAAUAAAAUUCAAAAUGAAAAAACAGCUACAGAGAUCAAAAACAGCAAAAAGAAACGAAAAUACGAAAAAACUGUAAAUAAAAAUAAUGAGUUUGAAACGCCAUCAGAGAAGAAUGUACCUGAAUCAACGAUGAAUCAAUUAACAACAGAACAAUCAGUUGUCAAUGGUAAAAAAACCCAGAAGAAGAAAGAGAUGAAGGCUUUGUUGGAGCAAGUAGAGUCUACCAACACCAGCGAGCCUCCACAGAAGAAAAAGAAAGAGCAAAACUCUGAGGAUAAAAGUAAUGCAUCUUCAUCAGACAAGCCUCAAGCCAUCAACAAUGUUGAUCAUACUCAAAAGAAGAAAAAAAAGAAGAAAAAGAAGAAUAGUAUUAUUCAAGAGAAAUGUCCAGAACAGAAAAAACUUCAACCAAGCAAAAAGUUUGCAGAGAAAAAUAGUAAGGACAAAGGUGAAGUUUUGAGUAAGAAGCAAAUGAGGAAAGAACUGUUCAAGAAAAAAGCUCAGAAAAAAUUAGAACAAGAGGAGGCUAAGAAGAAUCCAAUACUGCAAUUGAACGACGAAAGAUUUAAGGCUUACGGAAUUAAAAAUCCAAAAAAAUUCAAGGCCAAGCUGAAACACGCUAAUACUCAGAAGUAAGAUGAUUGACUUUAACGUAUAUCGUGUACAAAUGUAAAUGAUUGCGUUUUAAAAAUUGUGUGUUUUUAUUGUUACCAUUCGUGAACAUGCAUUUUACUGUUUAAGUUUACGAAAGGCUGUUUCCGUACCGCAGAU